AUGGUCCAUUUAUCACCAGCGACAGAAGUGGCCAUUCGUUUACUUCCUGGCAACGAUCGCUGUGUUGAUUGUAAGGCCAUUUAUCCACAGUGGGCAGGUGUCUCUUUCGGUGUGUUGCUAUGUCUAGAUUGCGCUGGUAAACACCGCUCUUUAGGUGUACAGACGAGCUUUGUCAAGUCUUUAGUCAUGGAUUCAUGGUCAGAAAGUGAAGUGCGUUCACUGGAAGUGGGUGGCAAUGCCAAAUGGAUUGCCGUGUGCACCGGAAUUGGUAUUUACGAUAGUCCCAUGGAGAAAAAAUACUCUUCAAGCGUUGCGAAAGCUUACAAAUAUCAAGUGGCUCUGGCUGCUGCCAAAGAUCCAUCAUGUGAAUGCACACUUAAAGCCACCUCAUUUUUGGUGAUGCUUCGUGACACGGUGACUUUCAAUGAUAUAAAAUCUAUUUCAAAGAAAGAUUCAAUUCCAUCGCCAACAAUGACUACAGAUAUGUCACAGACAAGUGAUCCCUUAGAUGGUGAAUGUGUCAAGUGUACAACGUGCUGCUCGAUGAUAUCACUCAAUCAAUUAAAUGGGCACUCGAAAUCUUGCUCUGUCAGCACAUCUGAAAAUUUAAAUUGGAGAAAAUAUGAGCGAAAGUUCGGAGCUCCCGAUGAACCGCUAGGUUUUACUCUGGUAAAAUCUACGAAUAACUUUGCAGAAGUGUCUCGUAUCAUUCCUGGCGGUGCUGCUGAACAAGCCGAUGUCAUUGUUGGUAGCUUGUUGAUUGGUUUAAACAAUACGAAGAACCUCAACUUUGAUGAUGUUGUUGAUAUGCUUCGAUCACUUCCACGCCCGCUGACUUUCCAUUUUGUCUUCCGUUCACACGUUGCUCCAGAGAGUCAAACGAUUAUCUCUUCCAUUCCAGAGCCUAGAACGGUGGAGAUCAAAGUUACGUUGCACGAGAAAGAAGAGCUGGGCUGUUCGCUAUCCACGAAUGUUAACUGCUUUGUUCGAAGCGUUGACGAAGACUCAAUUGCGAAAAAUCACGGCAUUCUAGUUGGCUCUCGCGUAGUAGCGGUGAACGGUCAAAAGUUUUUGAAGCCGAAAGAAUUAAUCCAUGCAAUUUGCACUGCGCAGCGACCAAUUGAAAUAACGGUGCAUCGGGUGGAAGGAUUGAUGAGAGGGUGGAGCAAAUAA
Messenger RNA from Plasmopara halstedii, 1173 nucleotides. RefSeq lists its product as hypothetical. The coding region runs from base 1 to 1173 and encodes 390 amino acids. Lineage: Eukaryota; Oomycota; Peronosporomycetes; Peronosporales; Peronosporaceae. Gene Ontology annotation, molecular function: GTPase activator activity; protein binding. The transcript is spliced from 2 exons. The record is from RefSeq and is a predicted model, not a curated record. Gene Ontology annotation, biological process: COPI coating of Golgi vesicle.